UGGGCUCCUACGCUCCCACAUUUCCCAACUGUCGUUCGUAAACUUAAUCAGCUGAGGAAUAUUUUUGUCGUGCAUAGGGUUACUUAAAUCAUCAUCACUAUUCUUGCAGCUAUGGUAUAACAUCCUUAUUCUUUGUAGAAAAGUUACUCUUUCUUUAGGAUUGCAAAACGGUAAAAAAAAAAGCAAACUAUACAAUUCUGCACAUCAUCUUUUGUUAGAGUGAUCUCUUGCGCCUAGUUGUUCUUUCCCACUUCGUAUAGUCGUUCGAUACAUGCUCCCCUCAUCUUAGUAUAACACUGUUAUUAUAUAUUCCUGAUACAAACGGUUAAGUUCAAAUUUGGGAUCAAACGAAGUUCGCAACUCGUAAAAAAGAAAAGUAGAAAAAAAAAAACGCAAAAAAAAAGACCUCAUUUUUCUCAUAUUCAUUCAAUCUAUCGAAAUAAAAACUUAGAGUUGACAUACAAUACUGUCGCCACUAUUCCAACAUCAAUACUCAAAUAGAGGUCUUGCACUUAGCGUACCCUUACAGUCGAGCGCGUAUACCUGACGACAACGACUCGGCAUAUCAAGUCCCAUUUCCGGAAGAAAAACACCAUACAUAUUCUAAUCUUUAUAUCUACUUGUGGUAAACGGGGUAAAUCAUAAUCAGAACCAUCAAAUUAAAUCCCCGACCAAUAUAUUUGGACAGUAUAUCUCUCAAAUAAUAUGGAAUAUCUCAAGUUUGCAUCAAUCCCUUCCGGGGAACAUAAGGGUAAACAACACAUCAUUAUAGUCGGUGCCGGUAUCAUCGGUGUAUGUACCGCAUAUUACCUUACUACUCAUCCAAAGUUCGAUCCAUCUAAAUAUCAUAUUACUAUAAUUGAAAGUAAGAGAGUUGCUGGUGGAGCCAGUGGUAAGGCCGGUGGACUACUUGCAUUAUGGGCGUUCCCUCAACAGAUUGUCCCACUUUCAUUUGAUCUCCAUCAAACCCUUAGUAAUAAAUACAAUGGUGAAGAAGAGUGGGGGUAUAGAAGACUUACAACAGUUUCACUUGAAGGGGAUUUGACUAGAGUUCCUGAAUAUGAAUCUAAUUCUGAAGAAUCAGACGAAGAUGACGAAGAUAAUGAGAAUUCGAAAGAAUCCAUACAAGACAAUAAAUCAACUAAUGAAUCAUCCCCCAAACCACCAAAGAAAACAGAAAGAAAUACCAGAUCGAAAACAAAGAAACAACAACGAUUACCGUCAGACCUUAACUGGAUCAAUUCUGCCUUAAUAGACUCAUGUUCAUCACUUGGUGGUGCUGAUACCACUGCACAAGUACUUCCAUAUAAAUUCACAAAUUUUAUGUUAAAAAAGGCAGUGGAAUAUAGUAAAGGUUCAAUUGAACUUAUACUAGGUAAAGUUGAAGAAAUAAAAUAUUCAAUGGAAACUGGUCAAGCUACUGGUGUUACAUAUAAACCUACAUCCCCUAAAUUUGAUUCUUCAGAGCUUAUAGAAAUUUCAGGAGAUCAAAUUGUUCUUUCAGUUGGUCCAUGGACUUCUAAAAUCUUACCAGACUGUCCAAUAUCUGGACUAAGAGCACAUUCCAUCACGGUUGCACCAUUCAAAGAUCAACCAGUUUCUCCAUAUGCCAUUUUCACCGAAUUGAAGACUGGUCCAACAUCAUAUAUCUCACCAGAAAUUUAUGCUAGACAUGAUGAAGUUUAUGUUUGUGGAGAAGGGGACUCUGCAGUUGAUGUUCCGGAAACUACUGAUGAUGUUGAGGUUGUCAAAUCCAAAUGUGAUGAAUUAUUUAAACAAGUGGGGAAAAUUUCACCAAAUUUACGUAAGGGACAUAUCUUAAAGAGGCAGGCAUGUUACUUACCAGUUUUAGAUGUUCCAUCAUCAAGCGGACCAUUGAUCGGAGAAACAAAUGUUGAAAAUUUAUAUUUAUGCUCAGGACAUUCAUGUUGGGGGAUUAACAAUGCUCCCGGUACUGGUAAAAUUAUGAGUGAACUUUUAUUAGAAGGGAAAUGUGUCUCAGCAGAUAUUUCAGCAUUAGAUCCUUCUCUUUAUUUUGAUGCCAGUGUUUUGGUGAGUGAUAACGAGUAUGAAGAUUCAAGUUCAGAAACUGGUGAUAGUGAUAGUCUGUGGUCUAACGAAUAAAUGAAGAAGAGGAAGAGAAUGAAUAAUUAGGAUGGGAAGUAAUAUUUUGAAUUGUAUAAAUAUUUC
This is a messenger RNA of [Candida] anglica, 2190 nucleotides long. The record is from the annotation of a GenBank genome assembly. Lineage: Eukaryota; Fungi; Ascomycota; Pichiomycetes; Serinales; Debaryomycetaceae.